Paramecium pentaurelia is the source of this 3948-nucleotide messenger RNA. NCBI's taxonomy places the organism in Eukaryota, Ciliophora, Oligohymenophorea, Peniculida, Parameciidae. The record is from the annotation of a GenBank genome assembly.
AUGCAAUUAUAAAAUAUAUCUAGUGAAUAUUCAUUGGGUUUAUAAGGAGGAGCAUUUUAUUUUGGAACUUAAUCAAGUGGUUUAAUUAGAAUUGAGAAUUGUGUCUUUAAUUACAGCUAAGCAAAUUUAUUAAUGAAAGAUAAAUCAUAAGGUGGAACUCUUUUUAUUGAUGCAUCUCAGUCAGAUUUAAUUCUAUAAAUAACUAAUAAUAGUUUUACUAAUAGUUAUAGUAGAAAUGAAGGUGGAACAAUCUUUAUUGAACCUUCAAGAAACAAUAAUUCAAUUAUAAUUGAAAAUAAUAUUGUAGAGAAUGUAUUUUCAUUAUAGAAUGCAUUCUUAAAGCUUCCAGUUACAUUUAGUAGUAAAUCAUUGAUUUUAAUUGUUACAAUAUCUGAUAUUUAAAUUAAGAAUACAUAUAAUGGAUAUCUGUAAUAUUUGGGAAGAAUAUAGAAUCUAAAUACUUAAGAAAUAAAACAUUAAACUUAAAAUUAUUUAAUUUCAAUUGAGCGUGGUAAUAUUACUUUAAAAUAUUCUACUAUUUUUGAUAUUUUUGAUUAUGGUGCAAUAGAAAUUUUAGAAGCCAAUUAUCUUAAAUUAGAUGACUUAGUGAUUCAAAAUAUUACUAUAAUCAGUGGAAGCAUUCUUAGUUUACAUUUUAAUAAAAGUAUAUUAUUUUAAUAUUUAUUAGAAUAUUUGACAUCAAUUUAAAUAAUUAAUUUAAAAUUAAAGGAUAUUUCAGAAGUAAUUGGAGAUGUGUCUUUACCAAAUUAACCAAUACUUGCACUUCAAGAAUUAUUCUAUAAAUGCGAUCUUGUACCUAUUUAUCCAACUCAAUUAUAAACAUUAUAUGAUGAAUAAUAGUAAUUCAUUAUUAGUUUAUAUAAUUUCUAUGCAUUAAUAAAAAAUAAAACAAAUCCUAGUUUUAUUUUUGAAAUUGAUUCUAUAUCAUAAAAUCAUGAUAUAUUAAUAGAAAAUAUGAAUAUUUAAAAGAUUAAUUGUACUAAUUGUUAAAAGGGUUUAUUAAAAUUCACAAAUAUAGAUGAACAAAAAACAUAAAAUCUCAUUUAUUUAAGAGGUUUAAAUAUGAAGGAUAAUACAUGUGGUAUUUUAAGUUGUUUUGUAAUUGCAGCUUAUUCAACAAAUUAAAUUAAAUUAUUUACAAAUUCAAAAUUACAUAGAAUUUUAGAUCAAGUAACUGAAGAAUUUGAUUAAAAAAUAUCUACUAUAAAAAUAGAAUAAAGUUUGUUCAGUAAUAAUAAGGCUGAUUUUGGUGGUGGUAUUUUAAUAUCAGGUUUGAGUUCAAUCAUUUCAAAUUGUUAAUUUACAAAUAAUAUAGCAUCUUUAAUAGCAGGAGCUGUAUAUUUUGAUCAUUAAUAUGGAACAUCAUUAAUUGUAUAUGAUUCAGUAUUUGCAAAUAAUCAAGCAAAAGUUGGUGGUGCAUUAUAUUUAAGUGAAUAUUAAAUAAAUACUCCAGAAAAAUUGAAUAAUGUAUUUUAAGGAAAUUAGGCAACUUAUUUUGGUAAUAAUUUAGCAGAUUCACCUACUUAAUUGACAUUAUAAAUAGGAGAAAAGAUAAUGUAAAAAGAAUCAUUAGAGAACAAUUCAACUAAUAAGACUGAUAUUAUAGUAAUAAAACAAUACACUAUAGGAAGUAAAUAAUAUGAUUACAUUAUGUUACCAAGUGGAUAAGCUAUUAGAGAAUAUUAAAUUUUUGAUGAACAAACUUAAUAAUAUAUUCCAUAUAAUUUUACUUUUAGAAUAAUCCCUCUUAAUGAAGAAAAAAAUUAAAUAAAAGCUUUAGACGGUAGCAAGUGUUUUAUAAAGGGAAGAUAAAUUAUUAAUAAAUCAGAAGGAGAAUUCUAUAGUAAUUUCACUAGUAUUACAGAAGUUUAAUUCAAUACAACAAGUCAAGAUUACAAUUUAGAUUAAAUGAUUAUUACAUUCGAUCCUGAUUAUUCUUUAUAUGGCUAUUUGUAACUUGAAAUAAAUUGUGAUUCCAUUAAAAUUCCAAUAUUUUCAUAAUAACCUCCUUAUUAAUUGUAGGAAUAUUUCACAAACUAUAAAUUAAGAGUCAAUCUCUAAACCUUUUCUUGUUAAAGAGGAGAAUAUAAAACUAGAUAAGGAACAUGUAAAUUAUGUGAUUCAAAUUCUGAUUAGUAUAAUGUUAAAGCUGGUGAUUAAUGUUAAAUUAAAGAUUCAAUUAAAAUGUAGUAAGUUUCUUCAGCAAGAAUAAUGUUAAGACCAGAAUAUUGGAGACCUUUUGAAAGUAGUAAUAAAAUAGAAUAUUGUUUGAAUUUACCAGAAAAUUGUAUUGGAGGAUGGAAUCCUGGUAAUGAUUUAUGUUCAGAAGCACAUAUAGGAGCAUUGUGUGAAUAAUGUGAUAUGUAUAAUAUUAGAGGUUAAGGUUCCUAUUCUGUUAGUACACCUUAUAAAUGUGGAAGUUGUAAUGAUAUUGGUGAUAAUACUUUAAAAGUUAUUCUAGUUAGUGUUUGGACUAUGAUCUCAAUUUUAAUAUCAGUUAAAGGAACUGUUGAAACUGUUGAUAAAAUGGUUACAUAAUACUAAAUGUAAAAAUUCAAAGUAUUUCAAAAAGAUCCAAAAGCAGGAUAUGGAAGUGUUUUAAUAAAAGUGUUAACUAAUUAUUUAUAAAUUAUUGGAGCUCUUGCAACAUUUUAACUUUAAAUUCCAAGUGUUCUUUAAUCAUCUGUAAGAUCAGUUGGUAAUCCAACAGAAGCUAUGAGUUUUUCUCUUGAUUGCUUUUUAGUAAAUCUUGUUGAUAUUGAUAUCAUUUAUUUCAGAAUGAUAUGGGCUCUAAUUAUGCCCAUAAUAUAUAUGUUAUCAUUCCUGAUCAUUUAUGCUAUUACCAUCAUAAUUAAUUUAGCUAAGCCUGAUAAAACUGCACUAACAACUACAGCAAUCUAUUUAUUCACAUAUCUAUAACCUACUUUAAUUGGUGGAUUUAUUUCCUUGUUAUCCUUCAGACAAAUUUCCAAUUUAUAUUGGAUUCAAGGUAAUGUUUCUUAUAGAUAUGAUACUGAAACACAUUUCAAUUGGAUUUUAACCUUUAUAUUACCUUCCACCUUAUUUUUGGCAUUUAUAAUUCCAGCAUAUAUGUUUAUCAGUUUAUAUAAACAAAGACACAAUUUGGAAAAAGAAAGCACUAGAAAAAAUUGGGGUUAUUUGUAUAAUGAAUAUUAAGCUGUGGCAUAUUUUUGGGAAAUUGUUAAAGUACUUGAAAAAGGGUUUAUUAUUAUAUUUUUAACAUUCUAUGAGGAUUUGAUCAUUAUAAAAGGAGCUUUAGUUUUUAUAAUAGUUUUCAUUUAUUAACUAUUAACUAGAACUUAUAGGCCUUAUAAAUUGCCUUUCUUAAAUUUGGUGGAUGAAUUCAGUACACUAAUUUGUGGAUCUUCUAUUGUCAUAGGAAUGACCAUAUAUUAAUCCUAUUUAUCUGAUAAUUAGGAAAUUAUUUGGCCAUUCUAUAUACUUUUAAUAACAUUCAAUUCAGUCUUCAUUAUAAUUAUUCUUUGGGAAAUUGUUUUAGCGUAACUUGAUGAUUAAUAAGAAAAUCUUGAUAAAGUUAGAGAUUUGAUAAAUAAAAAGUUCCCUAAUCUAUAAAAUUCAAAUUGGAUUUUGAAAAGACUAUUGACCAACCGUGGACAACAAUAGAAAAGAAUCAGAAGAAGAUUUUAAAUGAUAAGAAGGUAUCUUAUAAAAUUAGUUCGCAAUAAUCCAGGAAUUUAUUAAUUACCUACUCCUAUUCAUUCAUAUCCAGACAAACCAGUGAUGUUUGAAAAUCAAGAAAAAUAACAGCUAUUACCUAAUCAUCAAUAAGAUAUUAAAGAUAAUACCUAAAUGGUAUAAAAAAGAGGAACUAAAAUAUUUCCUGUUGAUUAAGAUUAAAAAACCUAUGAAAGCAUUAGAUAUGAUGAUAAACGUUAAUCCCCUUGA